Messenger RNA from Corylus avellana, 3050 nucleotides. The record is from RefSeq and is a predicted model, not a curated record. Lineage: Eukaryota; Viridiplantae; Streptophyta; Magnoliopsida; Fagales; Betulaceae.
GUCAGCUCUAGAAAUCGACAGAAACGCAUUAUAUCGUCAUUAUUCCAAAUAAUACCAUACUUACAGAGUCACUACUAAAGUGAAGAAAAUAACCCUGCAGGCUGCAGCAUCCAUUUCCUUCACCCAGCAAGGUCUUCAACAAGGCGACGUCAACUAUAUGUCAUAACAUAUAUUCGCUUAUGAUGAGGGUAUGGUUUAGUCUCUUUGUUUAAAGAUUUUAUACAAGCAACAAGCUAUGUAAUACGCAGUGUCGCAGCAUUUGCAUGUACCCAUUUCUAAAGCAAGCGCAAGGCCCUCGCAGAACUUCGCUGUCCUAUUACUCUAACCUGAUAGAUCACUGUUUAGCACUAAAGUCGUUAAAUUUUGCCAAAGUCAUCCACGCCCAGUUGAUAAAAGUGGGAUUUGAUAGCCAUACUUUUCUGGGUAAUCGCUGUCUCGACCCGUACUCUCAGGUUGGCAGCGUUAAUGAUGCCUUGAAAGUUUUUGAUGGCAUUUCCGACAAGAAUUGUAUAUCUUGGAAUGUUUGCCUGAAAGGGGUGUUAGGACACGGCCAAGUUGAAAGGGCAGGUCGUUUGUUUGAUGAAAUGCCUGUUAGAGACGUUGUUACUUGGAACACGAUGAUUUCAGGUUAUUUUUCGUGUGGCUUUGUUGAUUAUGCGUUAAAAACUUUCAUGGAAAUGCAAAAUGCUGGUGUGAGACCAAGUGGGUUCACCUUGUCGAUUCUGUUGUCGCCUGUGUCGUGUGCUCGUCAUGGUAAGCAGAUUCAUGGCUGUAUGAUUCGGCAUGGUCUGAAUUUAUCUAAUGUGGUGCUUGGGAAUUCAUUAAUUGAUAUGUAUGGCAAGCUAGGUCUUGUUGAUUAUGCUUUUGGUGUGUUUCUGACCAUGGAGAAGUUGGAUAUGAUCUCCUGGAACUCUUUAAUUUUAGUUUGUCAUAGAUCUGGGUACAGAGAAUUGGCACUGGAUCAAUUCUGUUUAAUGAGAACCACAGAGCAUUCUCCCGAUCAGUUUACUGUAUCAACAGUCAUCAGUGUCUGUUCAGACUUGCAAGAUUUGGAAAAGGGUAAGCAGGUUUUCGCUUUCUGCAUCAAGGUGGGAUUUAAUUCUAAUAGCAUUGUAUCAAGUGCUGUUAUUGAUAUGUUUUCUAAAUGCAACAGAUUGGAGGAUUCAGUCCAGCUUUUUGAAGAACUAGGUCAAUGGGAUUCAGCACUUAGCAAUACCAUGAUUCCAAGCUAUGCAGCACAUGGUUUUGUGGAGGAUGCUUUGCAACUCUUUGUGUUGACCUUGAGGGAGAACCUCAGGCCGACUGAGUUCACACUAAGCAGUGUUCUAAGUGCUGUUUCCACUUUCCACCCACCAGAACAGGGUAGUCAAAUUCAUUCUUUAGUUAUUAAAGUGGGUUUCGAGUCAGAUUCAGUUGUUGCUAAUUCACUUGUGGAAAUGUAUGCUAAAGUUGGGUCCAUUAACUUUUCCAUGAAAAUCUUUUCUAAUAUGGGUGUACGAGAUUUGAUAUCCUGGAACACAAUAAUUUUGGGUUUGACUAACAAUGGUAGAGUGUAUGAGACCCUGGACAUAUUUAAGGAACUAAUUCAGGAAGGUCCUCCACCAGAUCGAAUAACUCUAGCUGGAGUGCUAUUGGCUUGCAAGUAUGGGAGUUUUGUUGAUGAUGGAAUGAUUAUUUUUUCAUCAAUGGAGAAGGAAUAUGGAGUUCUACCCAGGGAUGAACAUUAUGCUUGCGUAGUGGAGUUGUUGAGUCAAGCUGGUAAGUUAAAAGAAGCAAUGGAUAUUAUACAUGCAAUGCCUUAUGAACCUAGUUGUAUUAUAUGGGGAUCAAUUCUUCGUGCUAGUCUGAUUCAUGGAGACUUGAAACUCACUGAAACAAUUGCAGAGAGGAUGAUGGAGUUUGAACCGCAGUCGUCUCUACCUUAUUUGGUAUUGGCUCGGUUAUAUGAGAUGAGGGGCAGAUGGGAGAGUAUGGUUCGGGUAAGAAAGUCCAUAGAACAUAAAGUUGUCAAGAAGGUCACUGGAUGCAGUUGGAUUUGGAUAAAAAAUCACAUACAUAUGUUUAAGACAAACCAAUUACAGCAUCAUGGAGGGAAAGAAAUUUAUUUGGUGUUGAGAUUGUUGAUUUGGGAGAUAGAGGAUAAAGGUUAUUUCUGACAAUGGUGUGAGAAAGCGGGUGCUGAAGUGGGAGGAAGAGUGAAGUGGGCAGGACAACAAGAGUCCUUCAUGUUCACAUUAACUGAUACAGCUAUUGGUAUAUUUCUUUUUGAGUUUAUUUAAAGACCUUGGUAUACUUUGUGCUUAUUAAUUUCAAACACAAAAGUUCAUGAGGGUAAACUUCUUUUCACUCAGAAAAUUUGGGUAAUGCUUCAUUUGUGUAUUUAUGGUUCGUUUGAGUAUGACAAGUGUUGUCAUCUUCUGGCAUCCCUUUAUCUGUAUAUUUAGUCUAGUUCUCUUUGAGAUAGGUUUCCUCCCUAUUUCAAACUCAAAAAAGAAUUUGGAAACAGCACAUCACCAUUAUUCUUACAGCGAUCCAAGUAGUUUCUUGGUGAUCCCUAUGGUUUCUCAUGGAACACUUUGGGAGUUUUGAUAUGAUUUCAUUUUGGCUCAGUAGACUACUCUAUCUUGUAAGAAUAUCACCAAAUUAAUCCGCAAACGAUUAGCAAACUAAUAGAAAUAUUAAAGGACAGAAUGCAGGUCAACAGGUCAGGAAAAAUGGUCAGCAUUGAAGUCCAAAUUACUGCUGGCUUUCCAAUUAAGCAGGUUACUGUACAAGAGGUAGCCCUGUAAAGCAAGUUGGGUUAUACUUGAGAGGUAUCUGAUUUCACUUACACAUGUCACUUAACUUAGAUAAUCCUUGAGAGUUGGUUUUUGUGGAGUAUUCCUUUGCUAAUGUUUUUCUCUCAUCCUUCAGCCCAGUUUGGUGCUGCAUUAAUGAUCUUUAAAGUAGUUGAAUUUUCAGUUUCAUAUGUAUACUAUUCCACUGUCGAUCUUCAUAGUGUAUAUUAUUUCUCUUUUAAUUUUUCAAUGAAAGAAGAUAAAUCUGUUUUA